ACCCAUGAGGAGGCGAUAGAUGAGUUUCUUGUCUGAUCUUUGACAGGUCUUGGAGGAAGAGUACUGGAUUCUGUUACAAUUUAAUUCAAUUAGUUUACUAGAGUAAUCAUUAGCUUUUUUGUGUGUCUGAAACACAUUCAACCAGCUCCUGUUUGGACUUUUUUGGCAAUGGAUUGCAACAGGGAAGAAGCCAUCAGAGCCAAAAACAUUGCGGAGAAGAAGAUGCAGAAUCGGGAUUUUUCUGGGGCUCUUAAAAUUGCAAACAAGGCCCAACAACUUUUCCGGGAUCUGGAGAAUAUUUCUCAGAUGAUAAUGGUGUGUGACGUGCAUUGUGCUGCUGAGAAGCCUUUGUUUGGUAAUGAGAAGGAUUGGUAUGCCAUACUUAAGGUGGCGCAGACAGCUGAUGAAGGUACUAUAAAGAAGCAGUAUAGAAAAUUCGCCCUCCAACUUCACCCAGAUAAGAAUAAGUUUCCGGGAGCAGAAGCUGCUUUUAUGUUGAUUGGGGAUGCUCAGCGGACUCUUUUGGAUCAGGGCAAAAGAUCUGCACAUGACAUGAGGCGCAAAGUGACUGUUAAUAGACCGGCUCCGGCAGCAGCAUUUCGCCCUCCGCAGAAUCCAAGUUGGCACCCGUACACAGCUGCCCAGAAUAAUAUCCCCAACUUUUCUGGUUUGAAUUCUCAACAACAGCGACAACCACCAACUCAAGCAGGGUUCUCCAAUGGCCAGCACACUUUUUGGACCAAGUGUCCGUACUGUGCACUUAGGUUCCAAUAUUAUACAGACGUACUUAAUAGAUCUCUUAGUUGUCAAAAUUGCAGCAAGUACUUUGUUGCCUAUGACUCAGGUGCAGGUCCACAGGCAACUACUAUGAAUCAUUCGAAUUUUACUCGACAAGGAGUUGUCCAGAAUCAGAGUACUCGCGGAGUUGAUCAAGGAUCUCAAAGGAAGUUCACCACUGAGAAUGUUUUUACAGCUUUUACUCCAAAGGCGGCUAGCACUUCAGAUGCCCAAACGAAUGGUAAAAGAGGAAGGAAACAAACUGUUGAAUCCAGUGAAAGCUGUGACAGUGGGAAACAAACUGUUGAAUCCAGUGAAAGCUGUGACAGUGAAAGUAGCAUUGAGUCAGAGGAGGAUGUGGUGAUUGAUGUCGAUGAUGAAGUUUUGUCUGGAAAGAAGGUUGAUUCUCAAGUACCUCAGAAUGUGCGGAGAUCUGGGAGGCAUAAGCAACAUGUCUCUUAUAAGGAAAAUUUAAGUGACGAGGAGGAUACAAUUAAUCCCGCAAAAAAGGCCAAGGGAAGUGGAUCACACUUUGCCACUGAAGAAAUGGCUGAUGAAGACAAGCCUGUACACAAAAAUCAAGCGAAAGAAGAGAAGAAAGCAACGGACCUCAGAGCGGGUAAAAGGUUUGAGGCGGGCUUACCCAAUGGAAAGAAUACUUGGGAAGCUUCUGCUGAUGGUAUCAAGGGAAAUUCAAAACCCGAUGUUGAUGAUUCUGUGUCAAAUUCAAGUUUGAAAGAAACAAAAGAGCCCGAUCAUUUUGAUUUCCCUGACCCUGAGUUUAAUGACUUUGACAAAGAGAAGAAAGAAGAGUGUUUUUCGGUAGGGCAGAUUUGGGCUUUGUACGAUACGUUAGAUGCCAUGCCUAGAUUCUAUGCUCGGAUCAGAAAAGUUUUCUCGUCUGGGUUCAAACUGAGGAUAACUUGGCUGGAACCAGAUCCAGAUGAUGAGAAUGAAAUACAAUGGGUCAGUGAAGGUUUGCCCGCUUCUUGUGGUAACUUCAAACACGGGGAGUCUGAAAACACUGAAGAGCGUAGUAUGUUUUCCCAUUUGAUAUAUUGGGAAAAAGGGACAUAUAGAGAUACCUAUAAGAUGUUUCCAAGAAAAGGAGAAACUUGGGCCCUUUUUAGGAACUGGAACAUCAAAUGGAAGCUUGGUGCCCAGAAAUAUGAAUAUGAAUAUGUUGAGAUCUUAUCAGAGAACGCUGAAGGUGUAGGAAUAAUGGUUUCUUACUUGACCAAGGUCAAAGGGUUUGUGUGUGUCUUCGCUCCAAUGAAUAAGGAUCCAUUUCUUAUCCGACCCAAUGAACGAUUCAGGUUUUCACACAGGGUGCCGUCUUUUAUGCUGACUGGUGAAGAGAGACAAGGGGUGCCGAAAGGUUCAUUUGAACUCGAUCCUGCUUCUUUACCUGGAGAAAUUUUUGUUUCCAAGGACUUGAAGGAGGAAGGUAAUGGCAGAGAUCCUAGUAGUUCAUGUCCCAGCGAUUCAGAAACGGGGAAGCCAAUGGUAGGAUCAAAUAAUUUUGUUCCUUCAGCUUCGACUUCGAAAUCCUUUGAAAUUCCAGAAUCAGAAUUCUACUGUUUUGAUGCCGACAAAACCAAGGAGAAGUUCUGCAAUGGUCAGAUCUGGGCACUGUAUGGUGAUGAGGAUGGCUUGCCAAAGUACUACGGCGAGAUCAAGAAAAUCGACUCCCAUCCGGUUUUCAAAAUAUAUGUGAAAUGGCUUUUCCCUGUCCCGUCGGACAUGGUCGAGUGGUCUGAUCCGGACAUGCCAACUUGUUGCGGGAAAUUUGUCAUUAGAAACAGCUCCCAGGCCUACACCUCCACCGAUUCCUUUUCCCAUUUGUUAAAGGCCGAACCUACUGGUUUGAAGGGCGAAUACACCAUUGUACCUAGAAGAGGGGAAAUCUGGGCCUUGUAUCGCAACUGGACUCGCGACAUCAAAUGUUCCGACUUGGAGAACUGGGAAUAUGACAUAGUGCAGGUAUUAGAGGAUAAGUAUUUUCUCUUCAAGGUAUGUGUUUUAGACAAAGUCGACGGCUUCCACUCUGUUUUCAAGCCCCGAGUAAAAGGAAAAACGAACGUCACACUCGAAAUCCCGUGGGUCAAUCAGCUUCGAUUUUCUCAUCAGAUUCCGUGUUUCCAGCUAACCGUUGAGAGAAACGGCAGUCUAAGAGGAUGCUGGGAGCUUGAUCCUGCAGCACUGCCACCACAUUAUUAUUCCUAAUAGGAUUCAGUAACAAGAUUAUCAAGUUUAAUGAUGCAUUCCCUUUUUUUUUUCUACAUUAUGUGUACAUUACAUGAUGCUCGACAGGUCAGUGGUUUAAAAAACAUGACAGCUUGUGGCUGAUGUCUUAACUUUUGUAGGUGUAAAAGGAUGUCCUUAAUCUUCGAGUCAUAUUCUGAUGUGAAGCAAUUGUAACAUCAUUAUGAUUUUGAUGACUUAAUGUUAAUCCUGUUGUAGUCAUUUUAAUACAAGACUUUUGUCAUUA
This is a messenger RNA of Hibiscus syriacus, 3268 nucleotides long. RefSeq lists its product as uncharacterized. Bases 169 to 3003 code for a protein of 944 amino acids. Lineage: Eukaryota; Viridiplantae; Streptophyta; Magnoliopsida; Malvales; Malvaceae. The transcript has a single exon. The record is from RefSeq and is a predicted model, not a curated record.